AUGAGUUCAAUUUCGGGAAUUUCUAAUAUUUCAUCAAUUUCAAAACUCAAUGGUAAUUCCAAUAAACCUACAACAUUAUUACCAAUAUCUAUAUUAUUAAAUCUUCAAAAAAUUUUGAAAAAAUCAAUUUUUUCAAGAAAAUUUUAUCAAGAAAUUAAUGAUAAAGUAUUAAGUAAAUCUUCAACUGUUGAUCAAAAUUUAUAUUUUAUUUGUUAUUUUUCAUUAUUAAUUUCAGCAAUUUUAAAUAAUAAACCAAAAAUUCUUUAUUUUUUAAAAAAUCAAUGGUAUAAAUUCAUUCAAUUAGUGAAAAGUGCUACUGGUAUAUCUACAACCACAACAGCAACAGCAACAACAACAGCAACUAAAGAGAAAGAAGAAAAUAAUGGAGGCUCUACUUCAUAUUUGGAGAAAAUUUUAAAUCCAAAACCACCAGUUUAUACUGAAGGAACACCAUCAAAAUUAGCUUAUCAUUUGAAAAAAAUCAAUAGUUAUUUAGCCGAUAUAAGAAUUUUCAAUCGAUUAACGGAUUCCAUUAAAUAUAUGCCCUGGAUAAUCGAUGAAUAUCAUGCAUUCACCAACACUAAUUCUCCUACAUCAAUUCCUAAAUUUGAUAGAUUUAUUAAUUUAUUACAAUCAUUAAAUUGUCUUGUUUUAGAAAUUUUAGAGAAUUUAGGUUGGUUAACUGAUCAUGAUUGGAUUGGCACUGGUGAUAAUGAAUGGUGGUGUAUUGAAACUUAUAUUUGGUGUUGUCGAGUAUGGGGAGUUUAUUUAUUAAUUGAAAUUAUGGAAAUUAUUCGAAGAACUCCAAUGACUAAAUGGAGUAACAAUAAACAAUGGCAAAUUAAUUUAUUUAAAAAUGUUAUUCAAUUACCAUUAGUUUUACAUUGGUCAUUAAGAGAUGGUUGUUUAACUCCAUUUUGGGUUGGUCUUUGUGGAUCAGGAGCAAGUUGGUGGAAUUUUAAAGACAUGUGGCUGUCAAUAGAUUUAUCGUAA
Molecule: messenger RNA, 993 nt
Organism: Candida albicans SC5314
Lineage: Eukaryota; Fungi; Ascomycota; Pichiomycetes; Serinales; Debaryomycetaceae
Gene: CSO99
Product: Cso99p
Exons: 1
Coding region: 1-993 (330 amino acids)
Source: RefSeq, a predicted model, not a curated record